AGGGGCUUUGGGAGGUGUUAGGGUGUGGGUGGAGCAUCAGCGGAAAGCGUUAGUCAAUGGCAGCACCAACGCCGAUUCAGAAAACAGAGGAGGAAUGGAAGGUCAUUCUCUCUCCGGAGCAGUUUCGGAUCCUUCGCCAGAAAGGAACUGAAUUGAAGGGUACGGGCGAAUAUAACAAGUUCUUUGAAGAAGGAGUUUACAGUUGCACUGGUUGUGGAACUCCUCUUUACAAGUCUUCUACCAAAUUUGAUUCUGGUUGUGGUUGGCCUGCUUUCUAUGAGGGUUUUCCGGGUGCUAUCAACCGAUCACCGGACCCAGAUGGGAGGAGGACUGAGAUAACUUGUGCAGCCUGUGGUGGACACUUGGGUCAUGUUUUCAAAGGAGAGGGAUUCAAAACCCCCACUGAUGAGCGCCAUUGUGUCAAUAGUGUUUCUGUCAAAUUUGUUCCUGGAAAUGCUACUACUUCAACAUGAAACCUUAUUUCAAUGGAGGUGUCUAGUGAAUUAUUAUUGUCGUGUUUCUAUUAUGGUUUUAAGACAGCUGCGGAUUAAGUUUGAAUGACUGAACAUAUAUUGUACUAAA
Molecule: messenger RNA, 582 nt
Organism: Abrus precatorius (Indian licorice)
Lineage: Eukaryota; Viridiplantae; Streptophyta; Magnoliopsida; Fabales; Fabaceae
Product: peptide methionine sulfoxide reductase B5-like
Exons: 3
Coding region: 57-473 (138 amino acids)
Biological process (GO): response to oxidative stress; protein repair
Molecular function (GO): peptide-methionine (R)-S-oxide reductase activity
Source: RefSeq, a predicted model, not a curated record